GCUCACGCGUCCGUUGUCCGGCCUCCGGUCACGUGACAGCAGCGCAGGUGAGCGCCGCUUCCGGGGUCGGGCGCCUUGAUCGCGGCCGGCUGGGGUUUCCACUCGGUCGGUUGCGCGGGAGACUAUGGCGUCCUCCUCUGUCCCACCGGCCACCGUACCGGCGGCGACAGCAGGCCCCGGCACAGGUUUCGGCUUCGCCUCCAAAACCAAGAAGAAGCAUUUCGUGCAGCAGAAGGUGAAGGUGUUCCGGGCGGCAGACCCACUGGUGGGUGUGUUCCUGUGGGGCGUAGCCCACUCGGUGAGAACCGGUCCUAGACCCCCGCAGCCCUGUCCAAAGCCCUCUGCUCCGAGACGUCCCGGUUUCCAGGUUCCAGCCUCCGGAGCCCCACGCGCUGCCACUCCCCUCCCCCGAGCUGCCUUGGUCCUUGUCCAGGAACCCCCAGGUGUUCCCCCAGCAGGUUUUCUGAUUGCGGACUUUUUUCUCUUCAUCAGCCCUUUACUGCUCCACUCUAGUUCCACCUUUCCCCCUGAAAUCCAGCUCCCUAGGUACAGCAUUUCAGAGAAACUACCCCACCCUGAGCUAGAAGUUGCAGUCUCUCAGGACUUAUGUAUAUAUGCCUUUGGUCAUAACUGCAUCCUCACGCUGGCUGGAGCGAUCGGUUUUGGUUGUCUGAAGGAACUUUCUAAACUACCAAAUGUAUAUAAAUGUAAUAUUGUUUGUUUUCUUACUUUGAAAAACCUGAAUUUCAGGGAGAAUCUACCCAGUCAUUUCAAGUUCAAGGAGUAUUGUCCCCAGGUCUUCAGGAACCUCCGUGAUCGAUUUGGCAUUGAUGACCAAGAUUACUUGGUGUCCCUUACCCGAAACCCCCCCAGCAAAAGUGAAGGCAGCGAUGGUCGCUUCCUUAUCUCCUACGAUCGGACUCUGGUCAUCAAAGAAGUAUCCAGUGAAGACAUUGCUGACAUGCAUAGCAACCUCUCCAACUAUCAUCAGUACAUUGUGAAGUGCCAUGGCAACACGCUUCUGCCCCAGUUCCUGGGGAUGUACCGAGUCAGUGUGGACAAUGAAGACAGCUACAUGCUUGUGAUGCGCAAUAUGUUUAGCCACCGUCUUCCUGUGCACAGGAAGUAUGACCUCAAGGGUUCCCUAGUGUCCCGGGAAGCCAGCGACAAGGAAAAGGUUAAAGAAUUGCCCACGCUUAAGGAUAUGGACUUUCUCAGCAAGAACCAGAAAGUAUAUAUUGGUGAAGAGGAGAAGAAAAUAUUUCUGGAGAAGCUAAAGAGAGAUGUGGAGUUUCUAGUGCAGCUGAAGAUCAUGGACUACAGCCUUCUGCUGGGCAUCCACGACAUCAUUCGGGGCUCUGAACCAGAGGAGGAGGGGCCCACGCGGGAGGAUGAGUCAGAGGUGGAUGGGGACUGCAGUCUCACUGGACCUCCUGCUCUGGUGGGCUCCUACGGCACCUCCCCAGAGGGUAUCGGAGGCUACAUCCAUUCCCAUCGGCCCCUGGGCCCAGGAGAGUUUGAGUCUUUCAUUGAUGUCUACGCCAUCCGGAGUGCUGAAGGAGCCCCCCAGAAGGAGGUCUAUUUCAUGGGCCUCAUUGACAUCCUUACACAGUAUGAUGCCAAAAAGAAAGCAGCUCAUGCAGCUAAAACUGUCAAGCAUGGGGCUGGGGCAGAGAUCUCUACUGUCCAUCCGGAGCAGUAUGCUAAGCGAUUUCUGGAUUUUAUUACCAACAUCUUUGCCUAAGAGGCUGCCUGACUCUCCCUGAUGUUCAAGGUGGUAGGGUUCUGAGAGGCUGGGGGGAAUUGUGGAUAUUCUAGCCACCACAUCUCUUCUUCUUUUGCUAAAUUCAGGCUGCAGGCUCCUUCCAUCCAGAUAACUCCAUCCUGUUUAGUAGGCUUCUGACCCUCAGAAAUACAUUAUCCUUUCUCCCCUUUGCCCAUUUUUCUCCCCUCUCUCCCUCCCCCCAAGAAGUCUGCUUGUAUUAUUAGAAUGUUAUUGUUGAUUCUCUCCCAAGUGCCUUGAUCUUUGUAAAAUCUCCUGUUGUUUCUAUGAUAUAGGAGCUGGGGGAAGGGGGUUGUUUGCCAUCUUCAGGACCUGACUGGACAGAUGGACCUGGCUCAAGCAACUACUCUGGAUGCACUUUGCUGUGUGGGAUGAACUAAAAGUGUCUGAAUUUUGCUGAUAA
Cebus imitator (Panamanian white-faced capuchin) is the source of this 2186-nucleotide messenger RNA. RefSeq names its product phosphatidylinositol-5-phosphate 4-kinase type 2 gamma (gene PIP4K2C). Lineage: Eukaryota; Metazoa; Chordata; Mammalia; Primates; Cebidae. Gene Ontology annotation, biological process: phosphatidylinositol metabolic process. The coding region runs from base 125 to 1744 and encodes 539 amino acids. The transcript is spliced from 10 exons. Gene Ontology annotation, molecular function: phosphatidylinositol kinase activity. The record is from RefSeq and is a predicted model, not a curated record.